AUGUGGCCUCAUGGGCUCCUUCUGACCCUGCUGCCCCGGCUGUCCGGGUCUUCCGGCGCGGGAAGCGCCAGCGCCUCGGCGGCGCUGCAGACCUGGGCUGCCAAGGGCCAGGUGGAGCGGCUGCCGAUGCUUCUGGAAGCUGGUGCAGAUGACUUGGCCGGCAUCACGGCCUUGCACCUGGCGAGCCGCAACGGACACCUGGCCAUGGUGGACGCCUUGCUGGCGCAGCGGGCGGAGGUGAAUGUCGCCGACCUGGAGGGUGUGACACCGUUGCAUUGGGCAGCGCAGCAGGGGCACAGCGAAGUGGUGAUGGCCUUGCUGAAGGCCGGUGCCUUCGAAGCCUUCGUCCGGGGCGUCCCUUGCGCCGCGAGCCCGCUGCACUGGGCCGCGGCGGCGAGUCCCGCGGCGCUGCGCUGGCUGCUGCUGGCAGGUUUUCAGGUCGAUGCGCUGGACGUGGAUGGCCUGACGCCCCUGAUGUGGGCCUGCUGGGCCGGUCAGACCGAGCCUCGGGUCGUGCGGGUUUGGUCGGGUUUGGUCGGGGUUGGGGCGGUCGGUGAGAAUGGUGGGAUGGUCCAGGAAUCCGUGGAGAACCUGUUGGCCUCCGGUGCCUCCGUCCACCACGUGGAUGGAGCCCAUCAGACGGCGCUGCACUGGGCGGCGCGGGGCGACGACCCGGAGGUGGUCUAUGUGUUGUUGGCCUUCGGGGCCGAUCCAGAGGUGCAGGAGAGGUGGAUCCGCUGUGAGGUGGAUCCGCUGGUCAUCGCGUCAUCGACCGGCGGCGCGCGCCGAGAUGGCGGGCUGGAGAUCGCAGGGAAGGAGUGGAUGCCAAGCUGGCGAGGGAGAAGCGAUGGAAGCGACGGCCGUGGAAAGAAGGAGAUGCUGAGUUUGCUGGUGUUUGGUGGCGAGGCGGCAGCGGCCGCGGUGCAGCUCUAUCACGUGGGGCAGAAGGUAAGGCAGUGGUUCGACACCAAAAUCAAGGCGGUGAAUGUGAACUCCCAAGGCCAGUUGCUCUCGUACGACCUGUCGGGCAAACCGCGCGCAGCGCCCGAGAAGAUCCGACCCCAGAAGCGCUUCGCCAAGGCUGCGGCGACGGUGAAGAGCGGCGCGGCGAAGGCGGCCGCGGAAGCCAAGGGCGAGGCGGCUGCGGUGGCCCAGGCGCACGAGGUGCAGGCGCAGGUGGCGCCGGAAGCGCCCAACGGUGCACAGACACAGGCGGCCAAAGAUCAGACGCCCAGGACGAGCACCGCGAAGUUCCAAGUGGGCCAGCAGGUCUUCUAUCUCAGCGGCCAGCUGAACCAGUACCUGCCAGCAGAAGUCACCCGACUGCUUCGGACCCCCUCCGGCGCGGCUUGGGCUGAAGGAUGGGUGACGGAUGGUGGGGCCGGUGGGAAGAGCGGGGGGCUGACCUGGUUUUGGUUCGUUCUCUCAGUGGUUUGGGCCGGGUAUGGCCGGGUGCACGACUUGUUGAGCCAUGGCUUUUUGGGCCGGAUCCUGACCACGGCCCAAGCAUCCAAGGCGCACCACGAGGCGCAGAGUGGCACCGAGUUUGGUGCGCGGGACACGUGCGCGGAAAGUACGAAGGAGUUGGGGGGAUUGUCGGAGGCUGAGAAGAAGAAGCGGAUCAUGGAGAAGAGGCAUGUCUUGGAGGAAGAGCUCGCCCUGCUUCGGCGACAGCUGGAGGAGCGGCCUCUCCGGCAGGAAGUGGUCGCGGCGCCGAGUGCCGUGCCUGAGGACUUGCAGGCCCAGCUCGUGCAGCUCCAGGCAGAGCGACAGCAGUUGGAAGCAGAGUGUGCGCGACGCACGGCGCAGAAGGAGGAGCUGGUGCUUCAACUGGAGGAGGCACUGGCGAAGUCGGAAUCUGUCCAGUUGAAAGAGCUACAACAGAGCCUUGAUGAGGCAGAGGCCGCCCAGCAGCGCUUGUCGCAGCAGUGGUCUUCUGCCAAGGAACAGCUCCAGCAUGCAAAGGCAGAAGGAGAUAUGCUGACUAGUGAGCUUCAAAAGCUGGGUCAGCAGCUCCAGGACUCGCAGGCGCAAACAGAAGCUCUUCAGCGCGAGUGUGACGAGCUGCGUGCCCGCUACAACAACCUCGAAGCUGAUCACUCUGACCUGAACCUCCGUGCUGAAGAAGCUCUCGCAGGGCACGAGGCCCUGACUGCUGAGCACCAGCGGGUGAUCGAGCAGGCGAAGCAACUGCAGAGUCGCCAGGGCUUGGAGGAUGAGGGCCUGCGAAAGACGCACCAGGCGCUGGAGGCCGAGCUCUUGAAGGUGCAGGCCGAGCGAGAUAUCCUCGCGAAGCAGGUGAAGGAUCAGGAGCUUUACACCGCAGCCAGGCAGGAAGACUUGAAAGCCGACGCCGAACGCUUGCGGGACGAGAACCUGGCGCGCGCCGAUGAGUGGAAAGCCAUCGUGUCUGAGCUUGCAGAUCUGCGAAGCAGCCGAGCAGCUCUGGAUACCAAGUGUGCGGAGCUCAUCGACAAGGCGGCAGACGCUUCAGAAGAAUGUCAAAAGCAGAGAGGGCUGGCCGAGAGCUUCCGAAGCGAGUCGGAGACCCUGAAAGGGGAGCUGCAGCAGCUUCAAAAGGCCGUCUUGGAUGCUGCAAGCCAGCAGCAGAUCACGGCUGAAGAGGCGGAGCGGCUCCGCAACGAGGCCGCCGAGUUGGAAGCCACGAGGCGAGCCCUGCAGCGGGAGGUGGACGAGUACCGACGACAGAUGGAGACCAGCAGUGUGGAAAGGGGUGCCUCAGAGGCGGAGCUGGCGAGGCUCGAGGCGUGUGCUGAGGCGCUGGCAGAGGAGAACCACCAGCUGCGGUCCAGGAUCGAUACGCUGGCGCCGAAGGACGCGGAAGAGGCCUAUGCUGCGGCCAUCAUUUCGGCUGAGCAAUGGGUCCUCUAUCACGCAGGGAUGCCAUUGGAAGGCACCAGCAUGCCAUAUCUCUCGGGCGUCACCAUCUCCUUUGCUGAGUUCUAUGCGCCCUUGCUGUCUUUGGUUUUUGCCAGUCCCCCUCAACAGCUCCGGUCGGCGGCUGCUGCGGUCGAGAGUGGUGAAUUGGCCAGGGCCAGCCUUCAAUGCUUCAGGCUUUGCGACGCGCAACGUGUGGGGCGUCUGACCUGGGAGGAGGUCCAAGACCUCUCAGACGCAGUUUUCCAGCGCAAGGGCCUUCCCACGCCUAGCCAGGAUGUCCAGUACUUGAUGUUCACCAAGUUCGACAAGGAAUGCGCUAGCAGACUCCACGCGCAGGACUGCCUUUGCUGGGUCGAUGCGCUCUUCCGUGCCAUGCUGAUGUCGCCAGCCGCCGUUGCGGCUCGCGUCUCUGAAGCUCCGGAGGGUCCCAUCGUCUCAGGUCCCAGGAGCGGCGCGGCGCCGGCGCCCUCGGAGGCGCGGCUCCUUCAAGAAUCGGUGGCCCAAGGACGCCUACAGAAAACGCUUGGACGAGGCACGUGAAGCGCUUGGACUUGGAGUUUGCAACCAAGUCCAGAAGUGCUGUUACAUGUGUAGUUAUAUAUAUGUUCUUUGUGGGAAGAGUGUGAAUUGAAGCGGAAGAGGGUCCCAGUAUAUGAAUGCUGCCAGUUGACGGGCUCGAUGGAAGAAGCUAUAUAGUCAUGUUCUGGAAACGAUCCAAGAAAUGUAGAAUUGGCAAUUGGAGGUUAGAUAGAAUAGAUUGAGACUAGCGGUUGCAAGAGUGAGAUUCCCUGACAAGCACCAGGCAUACUUGAUGAUCUUUCUGGAUGCUUCCCAAAUCUUUAAUCAUGUUUCAUCCAUUCUCAUACCAAAACCCUCCAGGGCUGGGUUUGUGUAGACGCCAAGGUGGUCUUUAUGGGCCCAUCGCAGACCACCCA
Molecule: messenger RNA, 3836 nt
Organism: Durusdinium trenchii
Lineage: Eukaryota; Dinophyceae; Suessiales; Symbiodiniaceae
Source: the annotation of a GenBank genome assembly